Molecule: messenger RNA, 1866 nt
Organism: Spea bombifrons (plains spadefoot toad)
Lineage: Eukaryota; Metazoa; Chordata; Amphibia; Anura; Pelobatidae
Gene: PPP2CB
Product: protein phosphatase 2 catalytic subunit beta
Exons: 7
Coding region: 274-1203 (309 amino acids)
Biological process (GO): peptidyl-serine dephosphorylation; mitotic cell cycle
Cellular component (GO): cytosol
Molecular function (GO): protein serine/threonine phosphatase activity
Source: RefSeq, a predicted model, not a curated record
UGUCGCCGUGCGCGCCGCUGCCCCUCCCCUCUUCGGUGCGCGCCUUCCAACCAAGGGGGGAGCGAGGACGAGAUUGAAUGAGGAGGAGGAACGGAAGAACGAUACCGCGGCCUCCUCCUCCAUAUUCAAUCCCCGUCACUCGCCGCGUUUGUGUAUCAAAAUCUAUCUGUGUAGAAGCCCCUGCUGAGGAGGCGGAAGGUGUGACAGGAGUAGGGGAGGGUGGUAUACCGUGAGUGGCAGUGUGUCCCGGGGGUGGCCGGGUAGGUUCCGGACAUGGACGACAAGACAUUUACAAAAGAGCUGGACCAGUGGAUCGAGCAGCUCAAUGACUGCAAGCAACUCAACGAGAGCCAAGUGCGCACCCUAUGCGAAAAGGCUAAAGAAAUCCUCACAAAGGAAUCCAAUGUGCAAGAUGUCCGCUGCCCUGUCACUGUGUGCGGAGAUGUUCACGGCCAAUUUCAUGACCUUAUGGAACUCUUCAGAAUUGGUGGAAAAUCCCCAGAUACCAACUAUUUGUUCAUGGGAGAUUAUGUUGAUAGAGGCUAUUACUCAGUAGAAACGGUAACUCUUCUUGUAGCGUUAAAGGUGCGUUAUCCAGAGCGUAUUACAAUAUUAAGAGGCAAUCACGAGAGUCGACAAAUCACUCAAGUUUAUGGUUUUUAUGAUGAGUGCCUACGAAAAUAUGGAAAUGCAAAUGUAUGGAAAUACUUCACAGAUCUGUUUGACUACCUGCCAUUAACAGCUUUAGUGGAUGGUCAGAUUUUCUGUCUCCAUGGAGGUCUCUCUCCAUCGAUAGAUACGCUGGAUCAUAUUAGAGCAUUGGAUCGCUUACAGGAAGUUCCACAUGAGGGUCCAAUGUGUGAUCUUUUGUGGUCAGAUCCAGAUGAUCGUGGAGGAUGGGGUAUUUCACCACGUGGUGCUGGCUACACAUUCGGACAGGAUAUAUCUGAGACCUUUAACCAUGCCAAUGGCCUCACCUUGGUCUCCCGUGCCCAUCAGCUUGUAAUGGAGGGUUACAACUGGUGUCAUGACAGAAACGUGGUUACUAUUUUCAGCGCACCUAAUUAUUGCUAUCGUUGUGGAAAUCAGGCAGCUAUAAUGGAAUUGGACGACACCCUAAAAUAUUCCUUCCUUCAGUUUGACCCAGCCCCUCGCCGUGGAGAGCCGCAUGUCACUCGACGCACUCCUGACUAUUUCCUAUAAGCAAAAUUUACACAUUGCCUUCAUAUGUGCAAUUAUACUUUGCAUUUAAACACAUGUGGGCAUGUAUAUAGACAUGCACAUGUGUAAUAAAACAUACACGAAAGGAAAUGGUAAUAUAAUAUUGGAAUUUGCUUUACCUCCCCCUUUCCACCCAGGUCCAAAACACAAACACAAACAUCCAUCUUUCCAAAAUCCUUUUAAUCCUACUCCAAACAAAAAGGCUUAGAAACAUCAUGGACCAAAACGUGCCAUACUGUUGAUAAAGCAUUUCACAUCUAAGACUGCAGUUCAGAACAGAGAAUCAUAGCCAGUCCAUUAGUGUUUGCCUGCUGUAUUUGUAAGUCAUGUUUCCUUUUGAACUGUCCAAUCAGUAAAGGGUAACUUGCAAGGCCUUUAUCCCUUUUUUGCACCAACUUUGUAAAUUUUAGUUGUAGUGUUCAGCUGGCAUGACAUAUACCGUUUGGAGUUAUUUUUAAGAAGAAAAAAAGCUGCCCUUCCACUGUAUUUUUUUUUUCUGUUAUUCAAAAAUACUGGAGAAAUCUGACCUUUAUGCGUGUAUGCCAUAACAUUAAAGUAAUGUACUUUUUUCUGUAUAUUUGUCAAGAAAGUGCUUGCCGCUCCUUUGGUGUAUUUGAACAAAUAAACUUUCAAUUGUAGAUGUCC